Lymnaea stagnalis (great pond snail) is the source of this 27617-nucleotide messenger RNA. The record is from the annotation of a GenBank genome assembly. Lineage: Eukaryota; Metazoa; Mollusca; Gastropoda; Lymnaeidae.
CCUGUCCGGUAGUUACUGGCAGUGCGAGCGAACUGCGAACCAAAAGUGGAAAGGGGUUGUGUAUUGGUUAUAAAUUUGAAUUCAUAUUAUUCUGAACUCUGAAUGUAUUGAAAGUGAAACAACCAUAAGUAAAGAAAAGCCAUCUGCACCAUGGAAAUUACGCGGCAUAGUAAGUGCUAAUAGAUUUUUUUCAUCAUGUAUUCUGAUUUGGCCACACAUUUCUUUAAUAUAUAAUUAUACUAUUAUAAUGUACAUAAUAUUAUAGUUGACUAUACUAUACUGUCAUUAUACUAUACUCUAUAUUAUACUAUAUUAUACUAUAUUAUACAUUAUUUCAUGAUACUAGGUACUUUGAUUAGAAAAUUAAAACUUUUUGUAAAAUAAACCAAUGGCAUAGUUGAAUAGAGCUAAUUUUUUAAAGAAUUAUAACACCAAAAUCAUAUUUUUAUCUGUUGACACUGUUGUUUUAAAGUUAUGAAUUUAAAAAAAUUAAAGUUUGACUUAAUUGACUUAAUUUGUCCUUUUUUAACAUUGACCACAUCCCCACAUUCUGUCACCCAAUUCUGCAGUUUGCGUCACGAGCUCUUGUUUUAUUGAUAAUUUUAUUUUCAGAACUAAUGCUGUAUUUAAAAUAAUUUUAACUUUAACCCAUUUAAUACGUUUCGCGGCAUUGUGCGUCACCGCGAUUUUGGCAGAGUACGUUUAGCCACUCUCUGCGUCACCACUGGUUUGUUUCAUUUUAUUAGUAUUCCAACUUUUCCAUUCAACUAUUUUAUUAUAUAGCUUAUCAAACUUUUAUUCAGAAGAGUUCCACUUCCUUUUUGUUGAAUUUCAAACCGAAUAACCCACGUUUUGUGUAUUUUGUGCUAGUUUUUCUCACUUAAAAAUUUGUAAACAAAAAACAGCUGAUUGUCUGAUUGUAAUGGCUGCAUCGAAUAACACUGCUAGUUCUAAUCGAUAAGGAUUUCGAUCUAUGACUGCCGAUGAGGCAAGUAAAUUGAUUUGCCUGGAUGAUUCAAGUUCAAAUGACGAUAAAUCUGACGACAGUGAUAGUGAUUCCGAAAAUUUAUUAUUUGAGGAAACUAGUGAUGAGGAAUAUAUUACGCCUACAAAGAGACAAAAAUUAUCCAUUGGAAAAGGAAAAGGAAAAAAAAAAAAUCAACACCAACUAGGCCUAGUUCAAGUUCUACUAAUUCUGUGGCUUCAACUUCAAAGCAUAAUUCAUCUUCAUCUAAAACUAGUCAAUCUACUUGUUCAAAUUAUUUCCCUACUGAGACAGAGUGGUCCGAAGUCCUAACAGGACAAACUGAAAACAAUUUCCGAUUUCAUCCCCUUAGAAAUCCUGGAGUUUGCCCUAAACUUCAAAACAUUGUAAACCCUACACCUAUUAACUUUUUCAAUGAACUAUUUGAUGAUAAUGUUAAAGAUUACAUUGUUGAAUCUAUAAAUGCCUAUGCUAUGCUAAAAAGAAAGUUCACAUGAACACACCUGCACUUAGACGCUCUGUCUUUAGUCGAUGGGUGGACAUAUCAAGGCAGGAGCUAGACAAAUUUAUUGCUGUUCUCAUCUACAUGGGGAUGUAUAAAAGGCCAGCUAUUUCUGAUUAUUGGUCUAUGUCUGCUGAAUCCUAUAUUCCAUGGAUACACCAUGUAUUCAACAGACAGAGAUUUCAGGACAUCUAUCACUCCAUGCUACACUGUGGCGAUGAAAAUUCCGAAGGGAAAGAUAAAAUUGAACCAUUUAUGAACUUACUCUUGAAUAAGUUUAGAAAUGCAUUCUACCCUUUUCAGGAACUUAGCAUAGAUGAAAUGGUAAUAGGCUUCAAGGGCAGAUGGCAAUUCAAACAAUAUAAUGCCACUAAGCCUAGCAAAUAUCUAAAGACAUUUGGCCUGUGUGAUUCCUCAACAGGUUAUGUUGUUGAUAUUUUGACCUAUUUUGGGGGCAAUACCUCCUAUAACCCAGAAACAGAUACAGAUGGAGGACAGGCUGUGCAAGUUUUUCAUACUUAACUGCAGCAUGUGGGUACUGGACACAAAAUUUUUGUUGACAGAUAUUAUACGUCAAGAAAACUUGUUGACUACCUGGUCUACCUUCUUGCCAAAAACCAAUACUACACAGGAACACUGAAUAUCAACCGCAUUGGAUUUCCACGACAUAAAAUCUUUAUCUUUACAGCAAAAAAAAUGAAGUGGUAUAUAAACCAAAACAAGAGCAUGCUCUGUGUUGCUUUCAGGGACAAAAAGGCAAACAAAAAAUGUCAUAUUGGUGUCCACAGAUGCUAGGGUACAAGUUACAGAAACAAACAAAAAAUGGAUAAACCGGAAAUGAUAGACAUUUAUAAUCACAAAAUGAAUGGCUGCGAUAAGCUAGACCAAAAAGUAACAUAUUACUGUGUUUAUGAGUGAAAAACAUUGAAAUGGUGGGAAAAGAUUUUUUUCUAGCUGUUAGAAUUACCCAGGUGAACUCAUACAUUUUGUUUUUACUCUGCAAAUCAGCAGAUGUAAACAGAGUAAAAAUGAGUCUAAAACAGUAUAAACUUAUGUUGAUGCGUCAGCUAACUGAGGAAGUAGCAUUAAAUCAAGUACUAAAAGCACCAGGAAAGGGUCCAGAGACCAGAUGCCUCGAAAAGUCCAAUGAUGCACAGCACAUUGUUGAUUAUGAUGAAAGGGACCGAUCUUGCGCAUAUUGCUCAACUGCAACAAAGCGAGUACGCACACAUUUCUAUUGUACUGGGUGUGAAGCCAAACCCCAUCUCCAUCCUUCAAGGCCUUUCAUUUAAAAUAAUAGCUUCAUUUGUGUAUAUAUUUAGUAAAUAUGUGUAAAUACUUGAGUAUAACUAUUUUUAUUGUUGAAUUUUUGAAGAAAAAAAUUUUAACACGUGUCUUGGGAAAGAAAUUCAUAACUUUACAAUUUAUGGAGCUACUGCAAUGAAACUUUCCAGUUGUUUUGGAUGUAUCAUAAGACUCAUUUUAAAAAAAAAUGAACUUGAUUGGAUUAUUGUUACCUGAUUUCUGAGCUGGUGAGUAAAGCAAAUAAAAAAAAAAAAUUAAUAAUUUUUUACAUAAACCUGCAAUAAUACCCCCAAAAAUUUUCUUUGGGUAUUUCUUUAUCACUUUUUUUAUACUAGAAACAUAUUCCUUUUUCAAUUACCUACAUUUGGAUAUGCAGCAUGAUAUAAUUUUGAUAAAUAGCAAAACGGAGCUUUUCAGUUUAAAAUCAUCAGGUCAAAUAGAAAUUUAGUUCCAAAAUUUUACUGCGUUCCCUUAAAAAAAUUGUGACGUAUUGAAUGGGUUAAUAAUGUUUACAAUUAUAAAUAAAUUGUAGCUUAUCUAACUAUGCACUAUUUAAUUUAUAUCAGAAAAUUUAAUAUAAUGUAUUAAUAUACUGCUUUUCUGUUUACCAAAUCUACGACGUCCAUUAUAAAUUAUACCGAUAUAUGCUAUAUAAUAUAGUCUAUAUAAGGCAACUCAUGCCCUAAUUACUAAAAUGCUAUUUGGGAACUAUUGAACUUUCAAUUUUGGUACAUGAAUAAUUAAUUAAAGCUUUCCCUGACCUCGUUAAUAGUUUUUGCACACGGCAAACUUUUAUGAAUGAAAACUCUGAGAUAGUAGUAAAUAAUAGCCAUUAUGCAAGUCACCCUGAAUGGCCGCCAUGACAUUUUGCACACGGCAAAUUAUUAUCAUUUAUAAUAUGGACUCUGCCGGGUUUUUUAACCUAAAAUUCAAACAUUAUUCUUUCAAUAACAUUUAAGUGCAUUCUAAAACAUAAGUUAUCAAAUAUUUUGAUGUAAAUAGUGGAAAUAAUUGAAUAUUUCCAAAGUAACGGCGUCUUCCGUCAAUGAAAGGGGGUGUGGCCACUUCCUUAUCGAAAUUGGGCUCAGCUACAUUACCAUAUAGGGGUUUACUCAAAUGAGCAUAACAAGUGACCGACAUGUCCUAACUCAAUGAGAAUUGACACAAAUACACAUCGAUAGAUAAUACAGAAUAAGACUUUUUUUAAAAGACAUAAAAGUUGAACUUCUAUACUGUUAUGGUGGACUAGCGGACUGGCCCGUACCGAUAGCCAGCCAAGGAAACAGUGCGCAUGCGCAGAGAGACUGGAGAGAGUGUGUGUGUUUAUGAACCGUGUUCCGGAGGCAAGCAGAAAGUCAACACCUGAAUGAGAACUUGUAUUUAUGUAUAUAUGUGUUUAUGUUACUUGUUUGAAAUAAAAACAUUGAAAACAUAACAAAAUGGUGGCCAGUAUAAACAUAACAGUGUGGUAUCGAGCAGCAUCAACAACACAGUAUGAUGGUCAGUAUUAACUCAAUACAAAACUCAGUACAACCGAGUGAUAGCUUGAUACACACGAGAGAGUUUACGGGAUGGAGGAGGUAAAUACACAAUGGAGUCAAAUCUGACCCAAGCUGACAUUAUCCAGAAGCUCAUACAGCAGAAUGAGCUACUUUUGAAACUAGCAACAGGUAAUACGGCUACUAAUAUGAAGUUUACACAUUUCAAUAGUAACGAGGAAACGUUCACAGACUACUACGCUAGAUACGUUACCUUCGUGUUGGCAAAUACUGUGCCAAAGGAAAGGCAGGCACUCAUUUUUUUAACAAGCCAGACGCCAGAGCUGCAUAAAAUGUUAUUAACCAUCGUACAUCAAAAAGAACCACCACAAAAUUUAAAUGACUUGAAUAUAGAAGAAAUUUAUAGAAUAAUGAUGGAUCAAUUUGACCCCACCAAAUUUGUAAUCAGGGAAAGGUUCAAAUUUUGGUCUGAUUCUAGUAGAAAACCGGGGGAAAUAAUCAAAGAAUUGGCAGGUAGGAUCAGACAGGAUGCAGCGAAUUGUGAGUUUAGUAAAAUCAAAAAUCCUCUAGAUGAAGCUUUAUGAACAAGAUUCAUGUGCUCUGUAAAGAACGAGGCUGUAUUGAAAAUUUUGUUUCGGAUGAAGGACACUGAACUGUCAUUCAACAAGGCAGUAGAAAUAGCUGUUGAAACAGAGGAGGCAGCGAAAUGUGCUAAAGAAGCAGUCCAUGAAGAAACGCCUAUCAAUAAAAUUCAGACACAAAGAAAGAAGCAACAUCAGACAGCAGAGAAAUUUUCUCCAUCUCAAAGACAGGAUUUUCCGAGUGGAACUUGUGGCAGGUGUGGAGUAAGAGGCCAUAAAGGAAAUGUCUGCAGGUACAAAGACGUGAUCUGCCGCUUUUGCCACAAGAUGGGACAUCUGGAAAGAGUUUGUCUAAAUAAGAAAGAGAAUGCUCCAAAACAGAAACCGAUUCAUCUAAAAAGAAUAAGAAGGCAAAACCAAAUGAAAACUAUCCCGCCCAUUAUUCAAGAACUCAUUUUAGAAGGAAAGAGGUUUGCAUUUGAAAUUGACACUGGAGCCAGAGAAAAUUUUAUGUCUGAAUCUGUUUGGCAAAAGCUGGGACAACCAACCUUGAGCCUAGUGUCUGUUAAGUACGAGUCAGCGUCUGGUGACCUACUUAAUGUUUUGGGAAGUGUGCAGAUAAAGGCUGAAGCAGGGGAAAUAACUACAAAUCUGUCAUUUAUAGUAGUGAAAAACCACAACUUAAAUUUGUUGGGAAGAACGGCAAUAAAGAACCUCAAGAUUUCGAUAGACACAAUGUUUCAAACAAGGACAAAUCACAUUGCUAAUCAAAACUCAUUGAUUAAAGCUCGUGAACAAAUCUGUAAGUCAACUGAACAUUGCAAUGCGGAUGCUCUUAGUCGUCUACCCUCAGGGCCUGAUGACCUAUUUGAUGGUGAAGAAAGUGAAGCAGACAUAGAUUCUGUAUGCAUGAUCAAACAAAUCAGUUUACAGAUCAGACCAACAGACCCAGGAGUCCUUACUAAAGAGUCACUUAAAGAUUCUUCUGUGUCUACAGUAAUGAGAUAUUGUCAUGAGGGCUGGCCGUCCUCUACAAACAAAGGACACUUGAACAAGGAGGCAGCUAAUAUAGCAGCUUUUAAAAAUAUUCAAGACUCACUCUCCGUGGAGUCGAAUUGUCUAUUUUAUGGUUCAAGAAUUGUGGUACCAAAAAUACUACAAGCUCAAGUUCUCCAAAUCCUGCCUACAGAACAUUUUGGAAUCGAGCGGAUGAAACAGUUAGCAAGAUCAUCUGUAUAUUGGCCCGGACUUGAUACUCAAAUCAUGGAGAUAGGUCGAACAUGCCAGGCAUGUGCAGAACACGCCAGAGACCCAAACAAAGCAAGUAUCCACCCAUGGAUGCUGUCAGAAAAACCAUGGAGUCGAGUGCAUAUCGACCAUGCCAUUAACUUUAAGGGAUCACAUUGGCUGGUGGUGAUAGAUGCUUAUUCAAAGUACCCGUGUAUCCACAGGACAACAUCUACAUCGACCAAAGCCACCAUUGAUCUUCUGGAGGAAGAUUUUGCUCAUUUCGGCUAUCCACACACCAUAGUCAGUGACAAUGCUACUUGCUUCAUCUCAGAAGAAUUUCAGCGUUGGUGUAAGGAGAGGGGUAUUGUACAUCUUGCAGGCGCUCCCUACUAUCCUGCUACGAAUGGAGCUGGAGAACGACUGAUUCAAAGUUUCAAGAGUUCACUAAAGAAAUCCUCAUUACCUUUAAAGGAAUCUCUACAAGGCUUUCUGCGUCAGUAUCAUAGGACACCAUUCGCAGGUGGAUUAUCACCUAGCCAACUGCUGAACAGUCGGCAAAUAAGAACACUUAUUGAUACUCUAGUUCCCUCACCUGCUCAUCUAGCACAGGGACAACAUCUUAAAGAAAUAGCUGUCCGCAAUGGAACAAACAGAAGUCCUAUUCGAUCAUUUAACCGGGGAGAUCCAUCUUACGUCAGAGUAUAUGGAACAGCAACAGACUCUAAACCACGAUGGGCUCCUGGUACAAUCAUCCAAGUUAUGGGUCCACGUCUUUUCAAGGUAAAGAUUUAUCCAAAUGGUCCCAUUUGGAAGAGACAUUUAGACCAACUUCGCCCCAGGUAUGGAGCAGAAGAAGAUACAGAACCAGGUUUGGAUAUAAUGACAGGAAGUCUUUAUCCAACAGCUCAGGCUGCCCUGAGUCAUCAACCGUCUACACAUCCAGCAACUCCAAGUCCACCUAAGAAGAAGAUUAACCCUCGACAUCCAGGACCUUCAGACUAUGUCAUACCCAGGCGAUCUCAAGACAACGUCGAGCACCAUUGUUACUGGACUUGUAAUUGUUCGGGGAGGUGUUAUGGUGGACUAGCGGACUGGCCCGUACCGAUAGCCAACCAGGGAAACAGCGCGCAUGCACAGAGAGACUGGAGAGAGUGUGUGUGUUUAUGAACCGUGUUCCGGACGCAAGCAGAAAGUCAACACUUGAAUGAGAACUUUUAUUUAUGUAUAUAUAUGUUUAUGUUACUUGUUUGAAAUAAAAACAUUGAAAACAUAAAAUAUACAAAUUUUAAAGUGAAAGAUGCCUCACAUUUAAAGGGGAAUCUCAAAAUACAGGUAGAUUGAAAAAUUAAAACAAAUCAAUGUAAAUGUAGGCCAAGAUGUCUACCUAACUAUACGGCCGGAAACGGAACUCAAAUAUAUGUCGAAAGUACUCAUUUAAUAAUAAAUAGACACACACAUCGGAAAAUUAAAAACUCAGAUUUUUCGGCGCCAAUUUCUAUUUCCGAUACACAAAAAGUAGUAGUCUCCCUUGUUUCAUCGAAUUAUCUACAUUGUACAUACUAUAUAAUACUAAUAAAGUAAUAUUAGUAAUUUAUUUAUUAUUAGUUAUUAGUAUAGGCAUAGGCCUAUUUAAUCAAUAUAUUAUAUUUUUAAUUUUAUGAAAUAUUCAUAGUAAUAGCUUCUCAUUGACUCAUUCAUUCAAACAAUUCAUCAUUGGAUUUGGAUGGCAAAUCCGUCAAGUAUUUUAAUUAUUUAAUUAUUAGACUAAGCGUAAUAACUUAAAUAGGCAGUUACAGCGUCGGUUAUGAAAAAAUUUGUACAGUUUCGGUUUGUAGUGCUAUUUUAACGGUCAUUCUUUUAUUGAUGUCCAUUUAAUAGUACAGUGGUGUGAGUGGAGAGGGCCCUGGGUUUUUGGUGGCAUUGAAGGAAAGAGAGAAAGGGUGCUGCUUUCUCAAUGAAGUCUAAUGAAGUGCGAUCACUUUACAGGAGUGCAUAGAAGAGAGUUUUAUCCUUUUUAGCCUUCGAGGCUCACUUAUUGUGUCAAACGUUUGGGCGGGUUAUGCCUUAUGCCAUGCCAACUUAUGCAAACAUAAACCAGAUCAGAUACGAAAUCUAUGAACACUCCGUUGUUCAUGAACAAAAUUUUGUCAAUCCAAAUGAUGCUGGUGUCCAUGCACAGACAGUUGAAAAAAUGUGGAUGCACGCAAAGCACAAACUGAAAAGAUAAUUUGACCCAAGCUGUGAUCUUUUCCCUUCAUAUUUGCAUGAGUUCAUGUCCUGUAAUCAUUUUCUUCAAACUCUAUUUUCCUUUCAUACGUUAAAUUGUUAAAAAUUUUUUACUUGCUUUAGGUACUUUGACAGAAAUUUUAAAUAUUGUCCUAUUGCCAUAUAUAAAUAUUAAUGAUACACUAUUUUAAAGGGCUAUCUAGAACUAUUAGCUUUAUAAAAACAUCAAUUUCAUCUUUCUAGCUUAAAUAGAAGUGGAGUUAUGAUUCUUUUUGGGGAAUUUUUUAAACCCCCCAUUUUUAUCUUUGUAUGUAACAGCAAAAACUUGUGACAGACUUUCCAAAUAUCUGCCUUGUUUUGCCCAAAACUUUUUAUUUUAAAAUAUAUAUAAUACUACCAGAUUUUCAGGAGAUAUUCUCGAAUCUCGAUGCAAUAUAAUAGUUAAAAGUAAAAUUAAUAAAAACUCUGGAAUGUUUUAGGUUGUAUUAAUUUCUAAUAAUAUUGUAAAACUGUUUCUCCUUCAAUCACUGAUUCGUGUUUCAUGGAAUUUUAAAGAUGAACAAUAAUGAAAAUAUUUGUAUAACUUUAUAUUAAAUUGAUAAGGAGAGCCAUUUCUGACAGCUCAUUUUUUAAAAGGGGAGAUAACUGGUGACAACUGACAUUUUCAUUUACACUGUGAAAUCCAUAGCUAUUAUUAACCAAAUAAAGUUGUGAUUAAAUGAAGCACUGGCUCGUGAUUAAAUGAAGCACUGGCUCGCUAAAGCACUAUUUUCUGUGAGUUUGCAUUAAAAAAUAAUUUAAGUACGUACCGAUAUAUAAGAAUAAAUAUGUAGCUACUCACAAAAUAUACCAUGCUGUAAAAAUAAUAUUGAUGUGUUUGGAAAAAUAUUCACUCUAUGUCACUUAUGACAAAAUAAUUUAUUAUUAGAAAACUUUGACUUAAAACAAAAAAAAAAACGAAGUCAUGACUGAGCAGAAUGUCAAAUUACUACAAAAGUUUAUGCGCCAUUUUUUGAUAUGGGACUAACAUAUGGGCGAGUGAUUUUCAAUGUACCUAACUGGAUAAAUUAUUAAAUUUUUCUAUUUUCAAAAUGUUGUCUUUUAUAUAUGUGCUGAGAUGACUAGGCCUUAAAUGUAGAAAAUAAUUUUUUUAAAAAUAUUUCCAUUUAUUUGAAUCAGUAAAAUAAUUUUAUCUUAUCAAUAAAAAAAUUUAACCGUUUUAAUAGCACUUCAAUCCGGAACAACAUGAUUUUUUUUAAAACCAACACUCAAGUGAUAGAUUACCAAUAAGUAUAUUAAGUAUAGUAGUUGGUUUGGAGGGUUACUCAUUUCCCAGGGCUGGCAUUUUGGUUGCCAUGCUAGAAGAGCGGCCAGUACGAUAUUUAUAUGUCUGAAAACCCUGCAAGCAACAGCAAGAGAUUAUACAGGAGAUGUUGUAUGUGGAGGAUUAGAUAAAGAUGGAGGAAACUCUAACUCCAAAUGAGUGGGAUUUGUGUAAAAUGUGAGAAACAGUUCCUUGUUGAAGUCACACAAAAAGAAAAUGAGUCUUUUGAGCCAACUGAGAGCACUGAUUCUGUUAGUGACAAUGAAAGUAGUCUUACACAAUAAAUUUGAUUACAUUAUAUUAAAUCAGAGCUUCUCAACUACGCAGCCACGGUUUCCUCGCAGGAGCAUCACAAGUGUUAAAAAUUACAUAAAAUGUAAUAAGACACGACAUCUAGCGGACUUGGUGCUAACUAGUAGCUCACUUAGUAUUAAUUGUUGGCAGAAGCCCUGAGAAAUUGUUACUACAUCGUGUUUAAGUAAUGAGAAAACUUUGAUGUACCGGUAUAAGCCUGUCCCUGUUUCUGUGCAAAAAUGUGUUUGAAAUCAAAGUUGAAGGGGAAAAAGUAUUUGUAAUUUUCAUGUAAAGAAAAUUUCUUCCUUGAAAUAUGACUGAAAAAGUGAAAGAACUGCUACUGUAAAGUGACUAAAGAAUUAGAUCUAAGAAGCCUUAGGAGUCAUAGUGCCAUUAUUAGCCUUUUCACAAGUGUACAUUCACAGCCAUAAUAAUUAAAAUCCUGUCUUUGAAAAACUUAUUAGUCUCUAAAGUCAUAGUGUGCUGUAAGCCCUGAAGUAGCUUUUGAUGUAUGACAUAUUUGUGUAUCAAGAGACAGUACUAAGUUAUUAUGUAAUAUUAGUUGGUAUUUUUGUAAAUUAUUAUUUUCUAAUUGGGACUUUUCAUCUUUCAGCCCUUUAAAUUCCUUAAAUUUAAGAGUUUAAGAAUUUUAAAGAUUACAUUAUCAAAUAGGCUAUACCUAUUUUUUUGAAUUUAUUUUUUUAUAUCUGCUCUGAUAGUAAUUAAACACAAUUUUAUUAUUCAAAGCAUUCUAUGAAGAACUGGACAACAUCAUCAAAGCAAUAAAUGAAAGCAGCUUCUUAGCAAUAGAUGGGGAAUUCACAGGUAAAUUUGUAAUUGAAUUGUUGUUACAAGAACUAAGGGAAAAAUGUAAAAAAAAAAUUAUAGUUCUAAAAAUUAAUAUACUAGAUAAUAGUAACUAGUAAAUUGUAAUCCUGUUUUAUUUACUUUAAAGAGUAUGAAUAUAUGAAUUUGUGCAAUUUAAUAUCUCUGACAUAUUAGAAAAAGUGUUUGUGAUAAAUAUUUAACUAUUUUACCAUGUGCAUUUGGUAAAUAUGAUAAUCAGAGAAAAUGUUUAAUUUAAACAUGUUAGGUGAGAAAAUACACAAUAAUUUUAUCUAUUGACGACAUAUGACACUUUUUCCUUGUAGGUCUUGACACUGGAGAAUCUGGACACCCUGCACCUUUUGAUACCCCUAUGGAAAGAUACAGCAAGAUUAAAAAUGUAAGAAUGGUAGGCGUAGCAUAAAAGAUUAGCCAUACAUAAAUAUAAACUUACAUAACUGAAUUAAAAUAGCUGAACUAUUAGAUAAUAAUGGUUUUAUUUUUCUUUGUUCCACCAUUCAAAUUUACAUAAGGUUCAAAUGUGUGUGUGUACAUAAUACUUGGAUAUAUAUAUAUAUAUAUAUUUUAUAUAUAUAUUUUAUAUAUAUAUAUAUUUUAUAUAUAUAUAUAUAAAUGUAUAUAAAAUAAUAUAAUAAUAUAUAAUCAAAUCUAUAAACAAUUAAGCACCCAUUCCCAUUUUCUUAAAAGUCAACAUAUUUCCUUAUGGCAAGUAUGGGCUAAGAAAACCCUGAAAAAUCAGGUACUGAUAAAAAGAUUCAGGUAUCUUAAUGACUAAGCACCCAAUUAAGUCUGCCACUUCACAUACAAGCAAAAUCUUUGUUUAAGAUUGCCCCAUGACAAAGUUUAAUGCAGUUUUAUGAAGUGUUUUUUACCUGUCUUGAACAGACUUUUGAAAAUGUAGAGUAGGAAACAUUUUAUAUGUGGGGUAGAGGCAGUCAGACUCUCCACCUCUGGCUUCUGCUCACCAUCUUUUAGCUUUAGAUUCCUUUUCGAAAUUGAGCAGUGCGUGAUGAUUAUCUGAUUAAAGGAUGAUUUGUGAACACAUGUAAUCCAAUAGAGGCUUAUGAUUUAUUGCGACGAUUGUCUUUUUUUUUUUUCCAUGAAAUAAAGGGGGCUUCUGAGUUCUUGCUUGUACAGUUUGGAUUAUGUGCUUUUAAAGCAGAUGCUGAGAAGCAAAGGUAAGUAAAGCAACUUGCACCAUCUGACAUAUGUGGGGGGAAUAUUUUAUAUUUUUGCUUAUGGAUUUAGGCAGAGGUUCUCAAACCUCUUAAAUUGGUCUUAAAAAUGUAUGUACCGUCACAUGCAUAUUUCUAUAUUCAGACUUGAUUUUUGUGAUUGUAAUUUUUUUUCAUCUCUGGGUACCAUGUAGAAGAACAUAUUGUACCAGUAUGGUUACAAACUGAACAAUUGUAGAAUCACUGGCCAAAGGACAUGUUCUUAUGCUCUAACUCACAUUCCUUAUUAGCAUUGUUAUACCAAGUUCAACUCUAGACAAUUUUAUAUUCACUGACAGCCUACUGAUGAUAAACUCUUCCACCUGAUCUAAAAGAUCUUAUAAGGUUUCCAGAAAAUUGUCCUGAAGAGCCUGGUUGACAACAUUGCCCCAACCAAAAUUCGCUUGACUCCGGCAAACUCCCGCUAGACUGGCUUGAUGCAAAUAUCAAUAGUGCCUACAAGAAAGGUGACCGCCAUAACCCAGCAAACUACCGCCCAAUAUCCCUGACCUCCGUCCCAUGCAAAAUUCUAGAACAUAUCAUCUAACGCCACAUCAUGAACAACCUUGAACACUACAUUUUGACCAACCUAAACCACGGUUUCCGCUCUGGGCUCUCAACAGAAACUCAAUUAAUCAUCACCACCAAUGACCUCCUUGCCUUCUUUGACAAAGGUAACCAGGUCGACAUGACAAUUCUUGACUUCUCUAAGGCCUUUGACACUGUUCCAUACAGCUUUCUUCUACACAAGCUCUUCCACUAUGGCAUUACUGGCAACCUUCACUCCAGGCUCUCAACAGUCCUAACACAAUGGAGCAUGCAAGUAGUGGUAGAUGGCGUCUGAUCAGGCAAAGCUUCAAUAGACUCAGGGGUUCCGCAAGGCACAGUGUUGGGCACCCUUCUCUUUCUCUGUCACAUAAACGACCUCCCUGAUACUGUAAAAUCUCAAGUGAGGCUGUUUGCAGAUGACUGUCUUGUCUACAGAGAGAUAAAUGGCUAUGAUGACCACAACCACCUCCAAGCAGAUUUGAAGUAACUUAUGAAUUGGGUGGACACAUAGGGCAUGAAAUCUAACAAAACCAAAAGCUACAUAAUGAGCCUCUCAAGAAAAAAAACAUCAACCUAUAUGUACUCCCUAAACAAGACAAUUCUCCAACAAGUAUCAAAUAAUCCAUACCUUGGAAUUCUCUUCUCGAAUAACCUAAAAUGGUCACCCCAUAUAAACAAAAUUUAAAAAAAAGCCAACUCCACACUAGGUUUCAUUCGAAGAAAUCUGCUCCACUGCCCAACCUCCUGUAAACGAAAUGCCUAUCUUGCACUCAUCUGUCCACUACUAGAAUAUGGUGCGAUCAUCUGGGACCCUACCUAAAGCAAGAUGUGGACAAGAUGGAGCGAAUUCAACGUAAUGCAGUGCGCUUCAUCGCACGUGACUUAAAAUCCGCUACUCCUGGCUUUGUCACUGGCCUCCUAAAAAGAUUUUACAUCCCCUCCCUCAAAGACAGACGAGAAAAGUUCCGCCUAACAUUCCUAUAUAAAGUAGUCAUGGGACUAGUGCCUGCCAUCCCAGCAAACACGUAUCUCACUCCACAGAACCCAGGUCACUUAAUUAGAGCCAAACGAUCACUAAACACUGACUUCAUCUCUAACAACCCCAUAAGCAAUUACAUCCGAAACAAUAGUAAAUGCUUCACUGUGCCUAUGUGUAACACAGUCAAAUUUAAAAAGAAUCAUUUUUCCCAUGCACGAUAAUCACUUGAAACCACCUGGACAAUGCUGCAAUGGACUCGAUAUCAAUCGACAGCUUCAAGGCCACCCUGGCAUCCGCUAGGAGCCGUUAGAAUACCAGCAUCGCUUCCCCAACAGUUGUACAUAUCCCAGUACAUGGAUUCAGCUACGUACCCUACCAGAACCAAAAAAACAGAUGGCAUAAGGCUUUGUCGACCUCAUAGCAGGCCUAUGGCCGAGUCUGGCGGAAGGGUCUUCUCUGGGGGCUAAACAAUUCAGGGAUUCAUGGCAAUAUGUACAAAUGGUUAAAGUUCGUUCUUACUGAUGGUACUAUCCACACACAAAAAAAAUAAGAAAGCCACCUCAUCAAAGUGUGUCCUUGAAGAAGGGGUCCCAGAUGGUUUGUCACUGAGUUGUACCCUAUUCUUAAUGUUCAUUAGUGACCUUUCUGCAAUCUUCACAUUUUAUCCCAGCAAACAAAGAAAUGUCGUUAUCUUCUCCCACUGCAAAGAAUACUUCAGACAACUGAGCAUCAAGAUCUUACAACAGUGAAAUCACUAUUUCUGAAAAUAAACACUUUCCUCAAAACCUAUGCAGUCAGGCUAACCUUACAAUGGAUAUCAAGACACCACAGUAUAUCAGGAAAUGAAAGAGCAGAUAAAGACGCUAGACAGGGAGCAUCCAAUGAACAACCAAACAUACCUACAUCACUCAACACAGCCAAACAUAUCUACAUCACUCAAUACAGCCAAACAUACCUACAUCACUCAACACUGCGACGCAGAUUAUCAGAGCUAAAGAAAAAAGAAGAGUGGUUAAUGGAAGGUCUCGACCCCAAAGACUCAAUAAAUUGCCUCCAAAGAGAUGAACAGGUCAUAAUACUUUUCUUGCGAACAGGAUACAUAAAAUUUUAUUUUCCACAUUAACCUCAUAAAAUCAGAUAAAACACCAAAGUUCCCCCUCUACAGAUACCCAAAUGAGACAGUAAGACAUAUCCCGUUCCAAUUCCUGGUACUGCUAGACUUACACCUAAAUUACCUACCUGAAACAGCUGAUUGGAAUUUAAAUUCUUCACCCUGGCAACAGGCCAAAGGGCACAUGUCCAAAUAGCCCCUGGAUCUGAAUGAUAAUGUUACCAAUACCUAGAGUGAAUCUAGACAAUUUUAAGUUCAGCAAAUAUAUCAAUACCCACAUUCUAUCUAAUUUUAAAACAAUAAAAUUUGUGUGUGUCUAAAACUGUGAUUUAGAUUUAUUCAGGCUAAUAGCCAAUUAACUAAACAAAUAAGAUUUAUGUAGUUUUAACUUUAUUUUGGACCAUUAGUGAGAUAAUGGGCCAACAUUUGAAUGCUUACCACACACAUACCAUAACCCUGCAGUGGUUAAUGUGUUAUAUCAGAGUAAUAAAGUAUUUUAAAAAAGGCAUUCUUACCUAUCUUAAGUGGCCUUGGGCAGUUUUUUAAAAUGCAAACAGUGGGUAUUUUACCCCAGAAUUACCAUUAUCAGCUAGUGUGCUGCCACAUCCAGGUGUGAGCUAGAAAGUGUAUUUUUAAAAAAUUAACAGUUUUUUGUUAUAUACAAGUUUAUUGAAUCAAGCUUAUUAUUUUUAUUAUUCUCAUAUGACUUUCCUUGCAGGUAUGAAGCAAAACCUUAUAGUUUUUAUGUAUUUCCCAAACCACAUGACAGACACUCUCCUGAUAGAAGAUUUCUUUGUCAGGUAAUUUUAGAAAACAUAAGUUCCUUAAAUGGAGAAUAGCUACUUCUUUUUCCUUCUCUGUUAUAAAGGUGAUCAGUGAGGCUAAAAUCACGUUUAUUAUUAUUUUUUAAUGUUAUUGUCAUUGCAAAUAUACCGCUUGUAUGUAAAACAAAAAAAAAGAUUUUUAAGGCAAAAUGUAGUCUGUCAUUUAAAUAAUUAACUUCCAUGACUUUAAUAUUUUUAUGUCAAUUUUUAACAUUUUUUUUAUAGAGCUCAAGCAUUGAUUUCCUCAUAUCCCAAGGCUUUGACUUCAACAAGCUUUUUAAAGAAGGUUAUUAUUUACCAUAUUUGUUAUAGUCAAUUUCUGUUAGUCUAAGCUUAACUUUAUUAUGAUUUCAGAAAUUAUUUAUAAAAUGUCAGGGCACAAAUUAAACAUGCCUAUUUGUUACAGGCUUACUGGCUUAAUGUACCGGUAUAUAAAUUGUAUUAUUUAGGAAUACCUUAUCUAACACCUGACCAAGAAUCAAAAGCCCGGGCUGAGCUUGAGCGUAAGCACGAGGAGGCAAACAAAGGUGGUAACUCUGAAGGCAGCAACAGUUCAAAGAAAAUUCUAGUUCCAGUCCCUGAAGACCAGAAAACUUUUCUUAAUAAUUUAUGGUAUGUGACCCUCGAUGAUUUUCUUUGUGGAAUAGCCUAUUGAAUUUGGGGUUAGAAUUUUUAAGAUCCAACUUUAUUUGAAAGGGGAUUGUUUUGAAAUUAUUACUAAGUAACUGAUAAUAUCUUUAUAGAGUUAUGUCUUGGAAUGAUAAACAAAGUAGUGUUCUUUUGAAUAAUGUAAACACAUACAUUUUCAGCAACAUUACUUUUUUUGUUUGAGUUUCCUCAUCUCAAAUCAUGGCUAUCUAGAUUAUUAAAGUUGUAGCAGUUUUGUAUUUGUAAGGUACUUUUUGUACUGUAGAAACUUAUUUAUUAAAGAAUAUAUUUAAAAAAACUGUACUUCUAAUACUUAAUUUAAUCUGCAUCUAGUGAUAAGAUAAAAGAAUAUUUGGAAGGUGAAGAUCCAGAGCCACUCGUCAUUCCUCCGUGUAAUGCUUUUCAAAGGAAGCUUAUCUACCAGACAGUUGAAGAAAGGUAAUAAAAAAAAAUUUCUCUUUAUAGAGCUCACAUUGACAAAAAAAAAAGUUAGAUAAUGAAGUUGGGUACUAAUCAGUUUUUCUUUGAUAAAGAUUUUUUGUAAAAUAUCAUCAUAAUGCUGUUGACAUACGGUUUUAAAAAAUGCCAUAAUUCAGUUCACCUAGGCUUGAAAUAAUCAUAUAUUUCAAUUAGUCUUUGAGAUACAACCUGUAAUAGAUUUCCAUUUUCUUCUUAAAUUAUUAGAUUCCCUCUUGUCCACCUUGAGACAAAAACUGGUCAGAAAAAGGAGAGAUAUAUGUUGGUAAACAGAACCAAAGAUGAAGAGGAAAGACAAAAGAAACAAAUGAACAAACAGGCACUGGAAAAGGCAGGACUUUCAAAAUACCUUAAUUAAGAAAAUAAAAUUAAUUUACACAAAAAAACAACUAAUCCAUAUUUUCUCUACAAUGUAAAUUUUAAUUUAGAGGCAUGUGUUAGAAUUGCAAUACAUGCUUAAGUGUUGCCUGUUUUUUAAAACUAAAAAUAUAAGGUUUUCGCUCAAUUAUAAUUGAUGCAAUUAUGCAUUUAUCAAUGUAGUAAUUAAGUAGUAAUUAAACAUUAUAUUUAAUCAUGGGUUAUAUUUGGUAAAAUUUAUUGGCUAUAUUUGAUAAGUUGAUUAUUAAAUCUAUCACUUUUUAUUCAACUUGAUUUAGAUGGAGUUGGAUAUUCAAGUUGGAUUCUCUAAAGUUAUCAGGGCCAUUGCAGAUUCAGUGAGUCUUUUAAAAUAUCCUUUUACAUUUAAAACAUCAAUUGUAGUCAGAGGAUCUAAUUGAAGUCCAGUGCUAUUAAGUGUUAAUUCCUUUUUUUUAGGGCAAGCUUGUUGUGGGCCACAAUAUGUUUCUUGAUGUUAUUCAUGCUAUCAACCAAUUUCAGUGCCCUCUUCCAGAUGUAAGUUUACUAUCCGUCUUUUUAUUUUCAUAGCUGAGGUAAAAUGAAAUAAAUUUACUUUCAACUUUAUAUUAUAAAUCUUGUUUCUUUUUUUCAACACCACUUUCAAAAUUCCAUUGAUGUGGUAUUAUGUUAUCUUUACAUACUUUACAGAUAGGGAAGUUGAAUAUUUAAAUUAAACUUAUCAUAAAGGAACAAUUUAAAAAAAUUCUAUUUCAUGUUUUUGUUUCUCUGCUUUGAAUUCCAGGACCUUGAAGACUUUAAAACAGUAGUCAAAUCAGUUUUUCCCAGGUAUGGCAACUUUUUUCUAAAUAAAAGAUAUCAAUACCUUGUUUGAUGAUUUAAAAGAUGAUUACUUUGUUUCUCAGUUGAAAAUUAGAACAUUACAGUUUAAUAUUUUAUGUUUCAAGUUUCCAAAUAUGACUGAACUUUUAAUUAUUGUAAAUUAUUUCAAAGUUAACUAUCUUCUGUUAUUCCAGGUUAUUAGACACAAAACUUAUGGCCAGCACGCAGCCUUUUCAGGUAUAAAAAAAUUGUCUUUUUUUACUAUCUAUUUGUAUUCAUACAUUCUGUUGUAGGACUUGAAAAGUAUAUUAUUAUUGGUUAUAUUCUCAUUACACAUACAUUUGAAUUGUCUACGCUCAUAUAACAACUUGUAAACUAUAAGGCUAUUUUGAAAUUAAUCUUAAAAUAUUUUUUUUUCUAGGAAUACAUAAAAUAUUCUGCACUAGAUGAACUGAGAUUGGCUUUGCAAUCAUCCCCCUUUCAUCCCGCCAAGGUUGGUACGUACAUUUAAAAAAAUAUCAUUUACUUUUUACUGUAUUACAUCAACAUGGUAUAUGCAUAUACCCUUUUGAUUUCCCUUUUUAAAAAGGACCUCUUAAUUAGAUCUUAUUGGGUGUCUAGAAAUUAAAUAAUAUACUAAAUCAUUCUCUCUUGAUUUUUAUAGUUACAGCUGAUGGGUUUACUCGCUAUGAUGAUGGAGCUGGUGCAUUUCAUGAAGCUGGGUAUGAUGCUUUUGUUACAGGUUGCUGUUUUGCUACCAUGGCAAAUUACCUAGGUAUGUUUAAACAUAUUAGCAUAUGGUAUAUUUUACUAUUUUUGUGAUCGCUAAGUUAAUAAGUUUCAUUAUGUGAAAUAUUAAAGUUUUAAACUUGUUUCUUUUAAAAAAUUGUAAAGAAGGGAUUUGAUUCAGUACUAAAAUAGCUGAUUUAUUUAAAAAAUUUAGCAUUAUAAUUAGUAAUUCUCUUAUUUAAUUUAUAAUCAUCAUUUUAAUUUUUCUGAACCUUUAAGGUAAGCUUCAGGCUACUCCUGAAAAUUUUACCUUGCCAUCCUCACAACUCAUUCAACCUUUUAUCAACAAGUAAGUAUCACAUGGCAUGUUACUUAAAAUAUAUAAAUUUAGCGUGUUCUGGAUUUACUGAAUGAAUAUCUGAAAUCAAGUAAAUUCUAAAUUUACUUAUGUUUUUAAUAUUGUUUUAAUUUAGGUCUUCAUCUUUUUUAAAUAUAGUGAUUCUUACAAAUUUGCAGUAUAAUCAAUUUAGGGAUGUUUGUUACAGUUGGAUUCGGAGUCCCUGUUAGUUCUGUAUGUACCAAUUUAUUUUAUUGGAAAAUAAUUUCAUGACAUUGCUCCAUUACAUCACAAAUGUCAUCGAUAGAGUUUAAGGUCUGCUAAAAAAUUCCAUAACAUCAGAACAUUCAUGCAUAUUCUGAACUGAUAUUAAUUCAGGUAAUAGUACUCUGAAAUGUUAAUGUUUCUUUUCAGAUUGUUCUUAAUGCGUAUUGCUGAUAUUCCAUACUUAAAUUUGGAUGGACCAGACUGUAAGUUGCUCAUUUUGUGAGAUAAACAUAAAUGCUAUAUAUCAGCAUUUCCCCGGGGCACAGAAAGCAAAAAUACAGGGUUGCAAAAAAAAUUAUUGAAAACCUAGCUAGUUACAGUAUUUGUUAUUUUUUUCCCACAUAAUUCAAUAAGAAAAAGCCUAUAAAGCCUUUGUCCAGCAGCUUUUAGAGUACGCAUCUUUAUUCUGGGACACAUUCACCCAGAAAAGCAUCAACAGGUUGAAGGCGGUCUAGCGACGGGCAGCACGCUUUGCCCUGAACCGCUACAGUAACACAUCAAGUGUUGGCAGCAUGCUGGAAACACUGGGCUGGUCACCAUUGGAGGAACGACAACAACUAUCCAGGCUCUCCAUGAUGUACAAGAUAAAAAAUGGGCUGGUCCAAUGCUCCAGCAUUAAACAGAAACUCGUCUCUCUCCCCCUAGACAGUGACGAGGCCAUGACAGGCAGUUCCGGUUCAUAAAAACAAGAACUCAGCAUAGGAACUGCUCAUUUCUGCCCAAGACAAUACGGGACUAGGACAAGCUUCCAAAAGCAACAGUUGAGGUGACUACACUUGACACAUUUGCGUCUAUUGCCUCCUGUCUGCCAAUCCCGAGUUCAUAAUACAAUAGCUGAGUAGUCCUUGCAACCAGUGAAGUAUCCCCUUCAAAACCAUGCACAGUUACAUCGCGAACACCCCUGAAAUAUAGGAGCCAGAAUUAUCAAUACAUUGAUUGUGAGUCCUCAAAGUAUAGAAGAAGAAGAAGAAAAAAUACAAGCAAGAAGAGACCUUUUGAAAUUAAGACCUAAUGAAGUGGUGCAUAUUAUCGUUAGGAUAUUCCCAUCAUAUCACAACAAAGGAAGGUGGGGACAUCAUAUCUUUAUUUUGAGCAUCACCUACUCAGUCCAAGGCCGUUUAUUCUAUUUCCGUUAAAUAUACAGGCAUGUACAGGACAAUAGACAAUCUAGUUUGAGUUUUAUAUUCCUGCUAUAUUCAUCUAGGCACAUUUGAGAAUGUAAAAGCAUAAGGCACUGCAAAUGGGUAAAGGAGAAAUUAUGGGAAUUAAAAAUACACAUUUUAGUGGCUUACGAAGUAGAAAUAUAGAAAUAACUGGGAUAUGAUAAAAAAAUGUUGGGAAACACUGCUUUAUUUAAAACAUUACCAAGAUCUCCAGUUAUUAAAAUUUCCAGCAGGUACCAUGCUGCUUUUACAAUUUUAUCAAAUCUUUUUUUAAUUUUUUAUUUCAAUGUAGCCUAGUUGAUAUGAGCUAUAUUAAGGAAUUUUGAAGAUGUUGGUAACUAAAUAAAAUUUAAGUACUAAUUGAUAGUUUUUAAAAUCAGUUAAAAAUGGAUUAACUUCUCAAAAUCAUUCAUUUUACCAUACAGACCAAUGGAAGUUUGUCAUGUCCUAUCUAUUUAAAAAAUUAUUUAUUUUUUUUGCAACAACUUAAUUAAAAUCAAACAAAUUUUAAAACUUUUUUAGUGGAAGUAAGCAGAGACCAUGUAUUCCACAUAACAUUUCCAAAAGAAUGGAGAAUAUCUGACUUACAAAGUCUUUUUCAACCAUAUGGUAAGUGUUAUGUGUUGAGUGCUAGCAAACAAUUAUUUCCUUUGUUAUUGCGUUUUAAUAAUUAUUUUCUUCUAGUUUUUAAAGAAAUUUACUGAAUGGAUUUUAAUGUCUGUAUGAAUGGAAAUGAAUUCGUAAUCAUUUUCAGUACUGAACCCAUAUCAUAUACUUUCAAUAUGACUAUGUAAUUAAUCAUACAUUUUGCAGGUAACAUUCAAAUUUCUUGGCUAACUGAUACAACAUGUUAUGUAGCACUAUACAAAAAGGAAAAUGCAAAGAUAGGUUUGUUAUUUUUUAUUAUUGUAAUGAGUACAAUUUUUUAGUUAACAACUUUUACAGACUUAACUCUACUAGAAGCUAUUUUUAUUUCCAAAUGUCAUUCAUUUCUGUUGAUCAUUUUGAACCAUAAUUCAUUGCCUAUUUUCACAUGAUAAACAAUUUUCAAUUAAGUAACCAAGUAUUGUACAGUUAACUUAAAUUUUUCAAACAAAUUUAUUAUUCAUGUAAAUUUAUUUUGUUUUUCAUUACCAGCCAUGAAAGCCCUUUCACAAGACAUGGGCACCUAUCACAUUGUUUCCUAUGCCUUUCAUCACCGCAACAAAAAUUUAAGGUGGACUGCAGCCUCAGCAGGCACACCUGUAUCUUCACCAAUCACUCCACUAGGGAAGAGGAAAUUUGUACAAAGUGAUGGUGAUGUACCUCCUCUAAAAGUCAAGCGACAUUCUUUACCAAAUGAGUGAGUUAAUAAUUUGAUUGACACUUUUAAUAUCUAAAUAUUGUAAGUUUUUCAUUUACAAAACUGUAGAAUUGUCAUAAAUCACUCACAAAUUAAAGACAUGUAGAUCAGGAAAUAAAUCCAAAUGAAUAAAUAAUUUAUCUAAAUACAAACUUUAUAAUAUUGUAAAAUGAAAAUAUAUGAAUAAAUUAUUUUAAAUAUAAUAUAAAACUUUUUAUAUAGAAUACAGGGUAAAUUAUAAUAUUAACAUUUCUUGUUUGUAUAACAAUGAAAAUAUAAUGAAUACAAAUUAAUUCAGUUUUUAAGAUGUAGAAAUCUGUAACUAAUUCCUUUGUGCAUUUUUAGUUAAUGUUUUUUAAUGUUUGUUUGCAGAUCAUUUCAGCCCAUACCUGAAGAAGAUGAAAGUCUAGAUCACAGUACUGGUAAAAUUGAUAUAAAUGACACCACAGAGAGUAAUCACAACAUCAGCCAUUGUUCAGGUAAAUCACUACACUGUGUUAUAUAUUUAGUUGACCAGUUAUCAAUUUAAAGGUUUAGUUUUUAAAACCUGAGAGGGGGAAAAAAAAGGGGGGGGGGAGAAAUAAAAUUUACACUAUGAUCUGCAUCAAGCAUCAUACAUGUUUUGGUAGGAAAACUGUUGGAAAAGUAAAAUGCAGAAAACAUUAAUUUAUGUUUAAUUAAAUACAGAUAAGACUUCAUGUGUUUGCUUACAAAUAAUUAGACAAGCUAAAUGACAAGAAGAUAUGACAUUCAAAUAUUUAAAAAAACGGAUGGAAGUUUUUUGAAGUACAACAAGGGAUCAACUUUAUGUUACAACAAGGGACCAACUUGUGUAUGUAAUUCUUGUCAUUAUAUUAACAUGGCAAGAUAAUGCAUAAGUUGUUCAAAGCUUCUGGACAAUUGCUAUAUUGAAAGGCAGUAAACACUAUUUCGAAAACCUCUCUACCGCUACCUUUUUAACAAAAACAAAUUACAUUUUUAGAACAAUUUUAGUGCCGUUCCUCUUUAUUAAUAUUGCUCAGGUGUGUUUACAAUAAAGAUAAACAUUUCUAUAACAGUUCGUAUGAUGCUAUGUAACAGUUACAGGCAAAGCUGGUUGGUUAUUUUUGUUUGUGCUGUAAUGAGAUGAGGCAAAAACAGAAGUGUCUGCCUAAACUUUUGCUGUCAGUUAGUUUAUUAUAGAUUAGAAUAGUUGAAGAUAUUAUAUAUUUUUUAAAGUAACGCCCAGACCUGUCAGCAAAGGUAGUUGAAUGAAACAAAAUUAAAAAAAGGAUAAACUGUCCCUGUGCUUCACAUUAUAUUUAGAAGAGAAUCUCCCUCAAUAGUUCUGUCAAAAUUGUUUGAUUACAGUCGAACCCACUUAUCUCGACCUCGGUUAACUCGCCAAACCUGUUAUGUCGACUUUUUGGAAGUGGAACCACCAAAUUCUCUCUUUGUCUUAGCAUUUUCUGCUCGGUUAUGUCCAUUCUUUUAUGUCGCCGAACCCUGAUAUCUCGAGCACAAAAGACGGCCAAAUUUGCCACUUAACCUCAGUUAUCUUGAUCCCCAUGACCAACCGCCAUAUUUUGAUAAUUAUAUACAACAGAAACGUGCCUACUUCAAAUUGUAGUAAUGGAAAUAAAAUGACCAUAUUGUUGGCCGCGCAAUUAACUUGACACAGCAAGGAGCGAGAGCCUUGCAAACAAAAGAGAUACCGUGGUACCUGUUCUUUUUAUAGAAAACCCGUUUGUCGCUUAAUAGGCUUUCACGGGUUCUUAUAUAUUGUUUUUUUUUUAAAACCCAGAAUCCGUAUUUGAAUAAACUGAACUGGCGAAUCCGGUGCAAGAGAAAUAAAAACUGGCGUAUUUGGAGCUGAAAAAUAUUUAGCCUCACAAAUCCAGAAUUCCAGGAUAACCCGGAAAAGUGGCACCUCACAUAUGCCUUGGGGGCCAUCCAUAAAAGACGUCCACCAAUUUUUUGCUAUUUUUUUUACCUCCCUCCCACCCCCCCCCCCCUACCGAACUUAAAUUAAUGAAUAUUUUGGGAAAAUGUACAACAAUAUAAAGAGUAUGUAUUUACAAAGAUUUUUUUUAGAAAUUCCAAUUAUUUGCAGGCAAAAUUCUAAAUGAAAUAAUAACUGUUCAAAAAGAUUUAAUGAAUCACUGUAUUAAAAAUGUAAUAAACAAAUAAUCCACCAUUCUUCAAUCAACGGAAAAUUCGGACUGCAGCCAUUCAAACAUGUUUCGUAUAAUGACAACAUUUGUUCUUGAGUCUUCAAUUGCUAAUUCAAUUUGAGUGGCAGUCUCUUCGUCUGCCAUAAUAUGCUCACUAGCAGGAAUAUUGCAAUGGACGACCUUAUCUUUUUUCAUUGCCGCCUGUGAUGGGAAAUAUUUACCGCAGAAACAUAUUCUCUUGGAAAUUCUCCCAGCCACCGAUGGACAAUAGAGAUCAAAAGGCAUGCUACUGUAACUGUGAUCGGGCUCCAGACCAAUCAGUGCAAGCCUCUGGAACAGUGAUCCAUAAGUACCACUACUACUACCAAUAGCUGCAGCCAUGACACCUGCUUCAUGACUAAUAAAAGGUACCGGAGCUGGAAUGAAGCGUUUGGGAAAUAGUUCAUUACAGUUGGUUUGUCUUGCUCCACAGCAUGUUACAUUAUUACAUUUGAUGAUCUGCAGAGAAUGUUGAGACUGUUGCACAUGAUUCCAACACCAAUUCACGGAGGGAGACGGAAGAUUUGUGCUUGUGCUGCUUGGUUCAACAUACUGUGCGUGCACAUUAUAGUAUAGCCAUCAAUGACAGCCUGACCCCUAACUUCAGCGAGUAUUUCCCCUGCCUUUUUAAAGUUUGCUUUUUCCAAGUUUUGGUCUAUAGUUUAACCAUUUGCGUCCAAGUGGGAUCCAAAAUGAUCAUGAGGAAGAAUGAGGCCUGACAGUUCAUGAGACAAAGGGGCCAUUCGUCGUUCCACCGCAUUGUAGGCACUGUGACCCGGAGCAUUACACGCUAUAAAGAAAGCAUCAAGAUUGUGCUUGGUAAACAAUUUAUGCGCAGCAUUCAAUGUUUUUGGAUAACGUGGGUUCUCGUAUGGGCCUCCGUCAACGGUAAUAAUUACUAUAGGCUUUACUAGUCCACCAUUUGUACAUGCCACAUUCUUGAAAAUAUCAAGAGAGACAAGUACAUCAAAAUCUGCAACAUGUGAUGCAGCAGUACUGGAAUCAUGUUUACCACUCCUUAUUGAUAUGCAUGUUGGUCCGGAAUAGGUCACACGACCAUCCUUGAUAAUACAUGCAGCAUAAACUGAAAUUUGUUUUUUAGAUUAAGAUUGUAUUUUUAAAUUUAAAUAUAUUUUUACAUUUUUUAGGAAAAUAAUUUGUUGUCCUAUAUCUAAUUUUUUAAUAAUUUAAGAUUGUAUUUUUAAAUUUAAAUAUAUUUUUACAUUUUUUAGGAAAAUAAUUUGUUGUCCUAUAUCUAAUUUUUUAAUAAAAAAUAAAGUCAAAUUCAAAUAUUCCAGUCAUUUUUAACCCCAACACAAAAUAAAAAUCAUUAAAGAUUUUCUGGAAAAACUCUAAGAAUUUAACAAAACUGUUAUUUGAGAUUUUAUUGUAUUUGACAAAUCAAACUUUAACAACAUAUUUUUAAAAUAAUAUUCAAGCGUAUCAAUUAUUAAUAUUGAAAAAAUCUUUUCUAAAUUUAACCACUCAGUUUGUGAAAGAUUUGUUUGGGUUUGCAUCCCAACUCUUUUGUCAUUAAACUAGAAGUUUUUAGCAGUAAAUUUAUGCAAAACUGCUGCACUCAAAAAAACACUACAAUUACAAUGUGGACAUCCACUUUGUCCUAAACCCCCUCCCCCCUUGUCCCCUUUAGUCCACUUUUUGCUGUUAGCAAACAUGUGUGUACAUUUUUAAAGCAUGCCGAUCGCUUCAUCAAACAAAUCACGGUAACGCUGUUGUGUAACAAAAAAAAAAAAAUCCAAAAACACAUGCAUGUACAUUCUCAUUUAUAAACGCACAUCGUGUACGAAAGAAAUUUCAAGCACAUGUUAAUAUAUUGCCGUCAUAUUGGUUUUCAGUUAUCUCGAUCAUCAGUUAUCACGACGCUUUUUGGCAAACCCCGGGGGUUCGACUGUAUUUCUAACUUUAAUUAAUGAAGCUACUUAAUGAAAACUUACUAAAUAGAUUUUGAUUUAUUAUACUAAAAAUUAAAAUUUCAAUGGCUUUGCACCUGUUUCAAUUACUGAGAUUAGUAAGCAGAAUGGCAUGCUGGUUCCAUUGGAUAUUAAAGUUAAAAGUAUGUUAAAAUAUUCAUAAUUCUGAUAAUAGAUCCUCACAUAGCAUUAGAGAAAAAUGUAGCUAUUUAAAUGGAAAGUUUUUUGAUAAUUUGAGCAAUUUUUAUGUUAUUAAAGAGAUUAUAAAUGUAUGAAUUUAUACACUUCUCUACCAUAAUUUGUUUCUUACAUAUAUUUUUUAAUCAACAGAUCAUACAGGCUUUGUUAGCUAGCAGAUUAUAUUUUAUUUUGAAUUGCAAUUAAUUUAUUCUAACAACAGAUGGUCAUUCAAAGGAAGUGGAUCCAGUUACGGAAGAGAAAGAGAAACUCUUUGAAGAAUCUGAUGCUUGGUAAACUAUGUGAUUACAUUUAAUAAAUUAAUUCAUGUGUUUUUUAACAUUUUUGGGGACAUCUAAAAAGCUAUUAUUUGAUCGUAUUUUAUAUGUAAAAGUGGGAACGAAACGAGCAAUUGAUGGAUCUUGUCAAUGAAAUUGUGUGGCUUAUGUGAAUUAUUUUUAGAUGAGCAGUGAAGCAUUACACAGGCAUAAGCUGUCUUGGGAUGCUCCAGUCUAAUUACUUUUCAGUUAUCUAUUUUAAUUACCAUUUCUCAGAUAUAUUCAUGACCUCUUAGCUGAUCCACUAUAUAUUUAAGAUGGCACAUAAAAACAAAGACAAGUUAUUAGAUAUAAUUUAUUUAAACCUUUUUGAUCCAUAAAAUAAAUACAUAUUUUAUAUUUUCCCAUUUAUUGUUCAUUUUAAGCACCUUUGCCAAGAAAUUAAGUGCAUAAAGUUAACAUUGCUUUUUGAUCUAUACUAAGAAACAAAUAGGCGAGUGAUGUAAAUGCAGGAUUUACCUUUAUAUGAAAUCAUUGUUUAUUUUUAUCUUAAAUAAUACUCUUUUCUUGUUACGAACAUUUUUUUUUUAUUUUAAACUUGCAAACUUUUUUUUUGUUUGCUGUUGGCAGCUUAUCUUCACGGUUAAUGUCAAAAAAAAUGAUGACAAAUGUUUUAUGUGCCACCUGAAAACUUAACGCAAUUAAAGGGAUUUAUUUUUUAUUUUAUUUUUAUAUUCAACUAUUUUAUGGAUUAAAAUGUCUAUUUUAUUUUAAAAAGCUAAUUUUUAAAAAUGUUAACUUAAUCUAUAUCUAUUUUUGAUUACCACAAAAGAUAAGAAUCAACUCACUUUGUCUAAAUCUCAACUACUAUAACAGGGGUCUGCAACCAAAGGGACGUGUGCCAGACUUGGCACACAGAGCGAUUUUCAAUGGCAUAAAGAAGCCAAAAAGUAUUAAUAAAUGACUAAAGAAUGCAUCUUAGACUUAUAGGUUUAUGGCAGGCUGAAUGAAUAAGAAAUCAUACUUUACACAUCAUUACCAAAAGGUUGCUGACUCCCUUUAGAGUGCUUGUUAACACUUAGGAAAACAAAAGGAGCUCUUCAUCUUCAGGAAUACGCAGCUACAACUUGGUGAAACAGUAUUUAUUUUUGUAAUUUAGAAUACAUUUUUUAUCAUCCUAAAAUAUAUUAUCAUGUUAUAUUUGUAUCACAUUAAAAAUCAGUGCUCAAAUUUAUUGAUGCUAUCAUGUAUAUUUACUGUUCUCAAUGGUCAGAAAAAAAAAAAUUUUUGUUGUUUCUAACUGCCAUUGCUAAAAAGAUCUGCUUAUCACGUUUAAUAAAUUGCUUGAUUUUUGCAUACUGUUGUUGUAGUGUCAAAGUGAAAUAAAAACUAUGGUAAGCCAUGGCAUUGUUUCUUUCAUGUGUUCAUUAG